Molecule: messenger RNA, 2942 nt
Organism: Corythoichthys intestinalis (scribbled pipefish)
Lineage: Eukaryota; Metazoa; Chordata; Actinopteri; Syngnathiformes; Syngnathidae
Gene: hpgd
Product: 15-hydroxyprostaglandin dehydrogenase
Exons: 7
Coding region: 199-984 (261 amino acids)
Cellular component (GO): cytoplasm
Molecular function (GO): oxidoreductase activity, acting on the CH-OH group of donors, NAD or NADP as acceptor
Source: RefSeq, a predicted model, not a curated record
GAGGGGGGGAGGGAAAAAAGGAGGCAAAGUACAAGCCAAGCAAAAGAGCAGAAAGACGGAAUAGUCAGCAAGCCUCUGAGUGUGUUUACAGAAAGAUAGGUGUGGAAAUCCUCAGGUAGGUGGACACCAACAACAAAAAAUACGAGAGAGAGAGAGUGAUCGACAGGUUUAUAGAAAGAAGCCAAAGCGUGUAGGAUCAUGUCUCUAAAUGGGAGGGUGGCUCUGGUGACCGGGGGAGCUCAAGGCAUCGGAAGAGCUGUAGUCCAGUCUCUCCUACAGAGCUCAACUAAGGUGGCUGUAGUUGACCUGAACAAGAUAUGCGGUGAAGAGUGUAAAAAGCAGCUGGAUACUGAAUUUGGAGAGGACAGCAACAUCUUUAUUCAGUGUGAUGUGUCCAACGGAGUCUCACUGAGAGAUGCCUUCCAGAGCACAGUCGACAAAUUCGGUCGACUAGACAUUGUUAUCAACAAUGCUGGAAUUAACAAUGAAAAGAACUGGGAGAAGACCAUACAAGUGAACCUGACUUCCGUAAUAAAUGGGACCUACUUGGCUCUUGAACAUAUGAGUAAGGAGCAUGGGAAGGAAGGAGGCACAAUAAUCAAUGUGUCUUCUAUGGCAGCCUUUCUGCACUCUCCUCACCAACCUGUUUACACUGCCACAAAACAUGGAGUCAUUGGUUUCACAAGGGUUAUGGCUGAUGCAUCUUCUCAGAGUGACUACGGUGUCCGGCUCAAUGUGUUGUGUCCUGCCUUUGUUGACACCCCUCUGCUUCACUCAGUGGACCAGGAGGAAUACAUGGGGAAGUUUGUCAAAUUUAAGGAUGAUUUCAAGCGCAGCAUGAAGAAGUUUGGCGUUUUACAGCCAUCCUUGAUAGCCGAAGGCAUGAUGAGGUUAAUUAAUGACACCAGCCUAAAUGGCGCCGUGAUGAAGAUUACGUGCUCCAAAGGAAUCCACUUCCACACUUACGAACCUGCGUCUGCAUGAUCAUCGUCUAUUGGACUGCUCAUCUAUAAAUACACCGCAGCAACCUGAAAGACUGGAACGUUCGCUGAAACAUUCCACCCAUGAUAUCAAUCUGAUACAUUAGGAUUUGAUUGUACUGCACAAUUCUACGCGAGUAGAAUUGAUGGAAUUACAGCUAUUCAGCAAACCAUAUUCAUCAUGUAACCUUCAGCAAACCUAAACUGUCUUUUCAGUGUUUUUGAAGGUCAAAGUCGACCCCGUAGCUUCUGUAGUAAAGCAGUGUUAUUAUCAAGACCUGUAACCAUAAUUAUUUAAUUGAUAUAUCAUUUGUACAUGUACAAAAAAUUCUCUGCAAUUUUGGGGAUUUUAGAUAUUCUUUAUUUUUAUAAACUUAUCAGCAUGUGUUGAUGUCAGCGUUGUUUUGAAUACAACAGAGAAAAUUAAAUGUUGCUGCAAUAGAGAAGUGAUUAAGAACUUUCUUGACAGCUCAUCAUCAUGUGUACCUGUAUAAAGCAUGUUUUUAAUACUUACGUAAUAAGUACGUACUAAAUAUAUCAGGGACAGGUGGUGUGGUUCGUGAUGAGUGAGGCACUGACUUCUGGUCAGAUUUACAAACACUAUUUACAGUGGGGCAAAUACCGGUAAGUAUUUAGUCAACCACUAAUUGUGCAAGUUCUCCCACUUGAAAAUAUUAGAGAGGCCUGUAAUUUUCAACAUGGUUAAACCUCAACCAUGAGAGACAGAAUGUGGGAAAAAAAAAUAAAAUCACAUUGAUUUUUAAAGAUUUUAUUUCCAAAUCAUAGUGGAAAAUAAGUAUUUGGUCAAUACUUUGUUAUGUACCCUUUGUUGGCAAUAACGGAGGCCAAACGUUUUUUGUAACUCUUCGCAAGCUUUUCACACACUGUUGCUGGUAUUUUGGCCCAUUCCUCCAUGCAGAUCUCAAGAGAAGUGAUGUUUGGGGGCUGUCGUUGGGCAACACGGACUUUCAACUCCCUCCACAGAUUUUCUAUGGGGUUGAGAUCUGGAGACUGGCUAGGCCACUCCAGGAACUUGAAAUGCUUCUUACGAAGCCACUCCUUUGUUGCCCUGGCUGUGUGUUUGGGAUCAUUGUCAUGCUGAAAGACACAGCCACGUCUCAUCUUCAAUGCCCUUGUUGAUGGAAGGAGAUUUUCACUCAAAAUCUCUCGAUACAUGGCCCCAUUCAUUCUUUCCUUUACACAGAUCAGUCGUCCUGGUCCCUUUGCAGAAAAACAGCCCCAAAGCAUUUACCUAUUGCAGAUUCAGUCUUCCCAACCUGGUGCAGGUCUACAAUUUUGUCUCUUGUGUCCUUUGACAGCUUUUUGGUCUUGGCCAUAGUGGAGUUUGGAGUGUGACUGACUGAGAGGUUGUGGACAGGUGUUUUUUAUACCGAUAAUGAGUUAAAACAGGUGCCAUUAAUACAGGUAACGAGUGGAGCAUCGUUAGACCUCGUUAGAAGAAGUUAGACCUCUUUGACAGCCAGAAAUCUUGCUUGUUUGUAGGUGACCAAAUACUUAUUUUCCACUCUCAUUUGGAAAUAAAUUCUUUAAUAAUCAAACAAUGUGAUUUUCUGUUUUUGGUUUUCCACAUUCUGUCUCUCAUGGUUGAGGUUUAUCCAUGUUGACAAUUACAGGCCUCUCUAAUCUUUUCAAGUAGGAGAACUUGCACAAUUGGUGGUUGACUAAAUACUUAUUUGCCCCACUGUUUAUAAAAUUCCAAUUUAAUUUAUUUCAAGCCAAAAUUAAUUACUUUGUUGUUUCAUCUUUACUUGUACAUGAAAUCCAUGCGACAAUGCUUCUAGACAAAGUUGUCUAUAUUUUUUUAAGAGGUCCAACUAGUAGUCCUUCAGUUUUAAAAGUCUUUCUGUUUCAAUAAAGAUCAUUGCCUGAGAUGAAAGCCGUCCUUCACUAGUCUUCAGUAAAAUUAUCUGCCAGUGCUUCAAGUAAAUUUUACUCAAAUUU